AUGUUGGCUCGGACCCUCUUACUUACAAGCAGGCAGGUCUCCCGACCGACCUGCUCAAGUCCGUUCACCCAGCUUCCGCUCCGUCGAAGCAUCACGUCGAUUUCGCAAACCCUCCGCUUCCCACGACCCAAUCGUCCAUCGCAAUUCCUAAGCCCUUCCGGGGCCGUGGAGGCCAAUGGCACCUCGAUCUUCACAACCGUAGGACAGCGAAGAGGGAUGAAGGUGCGGACGUCCGUGAAGAAAUUAUGCGACGGAUGUAAGAGCGUGCGACGGAAGAAGAAGUAUGUCUACAUCAUAUGUAGCAAGAACCCGAAGCACAAGCAGCGGCAAGGAUAA
This is a messenger RNA of Eremomyces bilateralis CBS 781.70, 336 nucleotides long. RefSeq lists its product as uncharacterized. Bases 1 to 336 code for a protein of 111 amino acids. Gene Ontology annotation, molecular function: structural constituent of ribosome. Gene Ontology annotation, cellular component: ribosome. Gene Ontology annotation, biological process: translation. The record is from RefSeq and is a predicted model, not a curated record. Lineage: Eukaryota; Fungi; Ascomycota; Dothideomycetes; Eremomycetales; Eremomycetaceae. The transcript is spliced from 4 exons.